UGUAAAAACUGUGACUGCUUCUGUACGUGUCCCCUAAACACCAAAACGAAAAUUCACGCUUCCUCAGCCCACCACCUAACAGGCGAAAUAAAGUAUGCCUACUCAUCUUGCUAAGAACCGUAAGCUUCGUGGUCACGUUUCCGCCGGUCACGGUCGUAUCGGAAAGCACAGGAAGCAUCCUGGUGGUCGUGGUCUUGCUGGUGGUCAACAUCACCUCCGUACCCACUUGGAUAAGUACCACCCUGGUUACUUUGGUAAGGUCGGUAUGCGCCGUUUCCACCUUCAAAGAAACCCCUUAUGGCGCCCUAGUGUCAACUUGGACCGUCUCUGGACCUUGGUUCCCAACGAAACCCGCGAAAAGUACUUGGGUAAGAACACCGAGGUUGCCCCUGUGAUUAACGUCGUCCAAUCUGGUUAUGCUAAGGUUUUGGGUAAGGGUCGUCUUCCUGAGACUCCUGUCAUUGUUCAAGCUCGCUACGUCUCCCGCAGAGCUGAGGAGAAGAUCAAGCAAGCUGGUGGUGUUGUUGAGCUCGUUGCUUAAAAUGAUUAAUAAAUGUUGUUUGGUUUAAUUUUAUGACGAAUUUUCCUGGGACUGACCAAAAAUUGGUUUGUUUAAAUGUGUAUUUUU
Messenger RNA from Schizosaccharomyces octosporus yFS286, 628 nucleotides. Its product is annotated as 60S ribosomal protein L27/L28. The transcript has a single exon. Gene Ontology annotation, cellular component: ribosome; cytosolic large ribosomal subunit. Bases 95 to 541 code for a protein of 148 amino acids. NCBI's taxonomy places the organism in Eukaryota, Fungi, Ascomycota, Schizosaccharomycetes, Schizosaccharomycetales, Schizosaccharomycetaceae. Gene Ontology annotation, biological process: translation. Gene Ontology annotation, molecular function: structural constituent of ribosome. The record is from RefSeq and is a predicted model, not a curated record.